Molecule: messenger RNA, 4265 nt
Organism: Symphalangus syndactylus (siamang)
Lineage: Eukaryota; Metazoa; Chordata; Mammalia; Primates; Hylobatidae
Gene: PCDH8
Product: protocadherin 8
Biological process (GO): homophilic cell-cell adhesion
Cellular component (GO): plasma membrane
Molecular function (GO): calcium ion binding
Source: RefSeq, a predicted model, not a curated record
CCUUUUACUCCUGGAGCCCUGUGCCAACUCCUCUACAUGCAGGGUGCUGACAAGAAAAGAGGGAAAAAGCAAAAGGAGUUAAACAAAAGAAAGAUUCCCUAAUUUUCCUUUCUUGUUUUCCUCUCUAAGCCUUUCCACAUUAAAGGGAUUGUCAGAGGCAGGCGGAGGAGCGACGCGAGGGGGAGGCGGCCAUUGGCUGCCCGGCUCGGGUGAUUAGCAUAUCGGCGGCUAUAAAGGCAAAGGCGGCGCGAGGCGGCGCAGCUUCUGUAAGAGAGGGAGAGGCGCAGGGUGAGGGCGGGUCCGCGCGUCCUCAGAGCCCGCUGGAGGCGCGGAGCUGCUACCCGCAGACUUCUCCCGCACAGGGCUCGCAAAGAGCGUGAUUCCGAGAGCCUGAGACUGACGCCAGACCUGGAAACCAGAGAAGACUUCCUUAGCCUUUCGGAUCGCACUUGAGGCUGGAGGCAUGAGUCCUGUGAGGCUUUGGGGCAGCCCCUGCCUUUUCCCCUUGCAGCUCUUCAGCCUCUGCUGGGUGCUCUCAGUGGCCCAGAGCAAAACAGUCCGAUACAGCACCUUCGAGGAGGAUGCCCCUGGCACGGUCAUCGGGACCCUGGCCGAGGACCUGCAUAUGAAAGUAUCGGGUGACACAAGCUUCCGCCUGAUGAAGCAAUUCAACAGCUCUCUGCUCCUGGUGCGCGAAGGCGACGGGCAGCUGACCGUCGGGGACGCCGGCCUGGACCGCGAACGGCUGUGUGGCCAGGCCCCGCAGUGCGUGCUGGCCUUCGAUGUGGUCAGCUUCUCGCAGGAGCAGUUCCGGCUGGUGCACGUGGAGGUGGAGGUGAGGGACGUCAACGACCACGCGCCGCGCUUCCCCCGGGCCCAGAUCCCGGUAGAGGUGUCCGAGGGUGCGGCCGUGGGCACGCGCAUCCCCUUGGAGGUGCCGGUGGACGAGGACGUGGGCGCCAACGGGCUGCAGACCGUGCGCCUGGCCGAGCCGCACAGCCCCUUUCGCGUGGAGCUGCAGACGCGAGCGGACGGCGCUCAGUGCGCGGAUCUGGUGCUGCUGCAGGAGCUGGACCGCGAGAGCCAGGCCACCUACAGCCUGGAGCUGGUGGCCCAGGACGGCGGCCGCCCGCCGCGCUCCGCCACGGCUGCCCUCAGCGUUCGCGUCCUGGAUGCAAAUGACCACAGCCCGGCCUUCCCGCAGGGCUCCGUGGCCGAAGUGGAGCUGGCGGAAGACGCGCCUGUGGGCUCCCUGCUUCUCGACCUGGACGCAGCCGACCCCGACGAGGGCCCUAACGGCGACGUGGUGUUCGCUUUUGGCGCCCGCACCCCGCCAGAGGCGCGCCGCCUCUUUCGGCUUGACCCGCGAUCGGGCCGCCUCACCCUGGCCGGGCCCGUGGACUACGAGCGUCAGGACACCUACGAGCUGGACGUGCGGGCGCAGGACCGCGGACCCGGGCCUCGCGCUGCCACCUGCAAGGUCAUCGUGCGCAUCCGCGACGUCAAUGACAACGCACCCGACAUCGCCAUCACCCCGCUGGCCGCCCCAGGCGCGCCGGCCGCCUUGCCCUUCGCCGCUGCCGCCGCCGCCGCUGCGCUCGGGGGAGCGGACGCUAGCUCGCCGGCAGGAGCCGGGACGCCCGAGGCUGGCGCCACUUCGCUGGUACCGGAGGGGGCUGCGCGCGAGAGCCUGGUGGCCCUGGUCAGCACCUCGGACAGGGACUCGGGCGCCAACGGGCAGGUGCGCUGCGCCCUCUAUGGGCACGAGCACUUCCGGCUGCAGCCGGCCUACGCGGGCAGCUACCUGGUGGUGACUGCGGCGUCGCUGGACCGCGAACGCAUCGCCGAGUACAACUUGACGCUGGUGGCCGAGGAUCGCGGCGCGCCCCCGCUGCGCACCGUGCGGCCCUACACGGUGCGUGUGGGCGACGAGAACGACAACGCGCCGCUCUUCACGCGGCCGGUCUAUGAGGUGUCUGUGCGCGAGAACAACCCGCCAGGCGCCUACCUGGCCACGGUGGCCGCCCGGGACCGGGACCUGGGCCGCAACGGCCAGGUCACCUACCGGCUGCUGGAGGCCGAGGUGGGCCGCGCCGGGGGCGCCGUGUCCACUUAUGUCUCUGUGGACCCAGCUACCGGAGCCAUCUACGCGCUGCGCAGCUUCGACUAUGAGACGCUGCGCCAACUCGACGUUCGCAUCCAAGCUAGCGACGGCGGCUCCCCUCAGCUUUCCAGCAGCGCCCUAGUGCAAGUGCGCGUGCUGGACCAGAACGACCAUGCGCCGGUCCUGGUGCACCCGGAGCCAGCCAAUGGCUCCCUAGAAGUGGCGGUGCCUGGGCGCACCGCAAAGGACACGGUUGUGGCCCGUGUGCAGGCCCGGGAUGCAGACGAGGGAGCCAACGGGGAGCUGGAGUUCGAGCUGCAGCAGCAGGAGCCGCGCGAAGCCUUCGCCAUUGGCCGCCGCACGGGGGAGAUACUGCUCACCGGCGACCUCUCGCAGGAGCCACCCGGCCGCGUGUUCAGGGCGCUCCUGGUCAUAUCCGACGGCGGCCGUCCCCCGCUCACCACCACCGCAACUGUCAGCUUCGUGGUAACAGCAGGGGGCGGGCGUGGGCCGGCUGCGCCUGCCAGUGCGGGAAGCCCCGAGCGUUCCCGCCCGCCUGGCUCUCGGCUCGGGGCGUCCGGGUCGGCGCUGCAAUGGGACACGCCACUGAUCGUCAUCAUCGUGCUGGCCGGGAGCUGCACGCUGCUGCUGGCCGCCAUCAUCGCCAUCGCUACCACCUGCAACCGCCGCAAGAAGGAGGUGCGCAAAGGGGGGGCCCUCCGGGAAGAGCGGCCCGGGGCGGCGGGCGGCGGAGCCUCGGCUCCCGGCUCCCCGGAGGAGGCCGCCCGGGGAGCCGGGCCCAGGCCCAACAUGUUCGACGUGCUCACCUUCCCUGGCACCGGCAAAGGGCCCUUUGGCAGCCCCGCGGCGGACGCGCCUCCGCCUGCGGUCGCCGCGGCCGAAGUGCCGGGCUCAGAGGGCGGCAGCGCCACUGGGGAAAGCGCCUGUCACUUCGAGGGGCAGCAGCGGCUCCGCGGCGCGCACGCCGAGCCCUACGGUGCCUCCCCGGGUUUUGGAAAGGAGCCGGCGCCCCCUGUGGCGGUGUGGAAAGGACACUCAUUCAACACCAUUUCUGGCAGAGAAGCAGAGAAGUUCAGCGGCAAAGACAGCGGUAAAGGGGACAGUGAUUUCAACGACAGCGAUUCCGACAUCAGCGGGGACGCUCUGAAAAAGGAUCUCAUCAACCACAUGCAGAGUGGACUGUGGGCGUGCACCGCUGAGUGUAAGAUCCUGGGCCACUCUGACCGCUGCUGGAGCCCAUCCUGCAGCGGGCCCAGCGCACAUCCAUCACCUCACCCACCAGCCCAGAUGUCAACCUUCUGUAAGAGCACGUCCCUGCCUCGGGAUCCUCUGCGCAGGGACAAUUACUACCAGGCCCAGCUGCCCAAGACAGUGGGGCUGCAGAGCGUCUAUGAGAAAGUACUGCACAGAGACUAUGACAGGACAGUCACUCUGCUCUCCCCUCCCCGUCCAGGGAGGCUCCCAGACCUGCAGGAGAUUGGGGUACCCCUCUACCAGUCCCCUCCUGGCAGGUACCUGUCCCCGAAGAAGGGAGCCAAUGAAAAUGUGUAAUCCCAUGCUGCAUGUCUUCACACAUAUACAGGUCACUCCGAGAAGCCCCUAAGUUAUUGACCGGUUUCAGUGUUGUAUAUAUAAAUAUGCAAGAUGUGCCUUAAAAUGAAGUUGUUGGAAGCUAUUUCCAAUCACAUUGGUACUGUUUGGUAUUUGCAAACAAAAAUGUAGUUAAUGUAAUUUUUAUGAAAUGUGUGCAGUAUUUAAUUUUUCUUAUCAUGCUAUUGACUUUAAUUUCACUUGCAGCUUGCCAUUUUCUUAGUGUUUUUAACCUGUACAUUGUGUAAUGUAAUGUUUGUAUAUAAUGAAAUUUUGUUAUAUUUUUAUAUAAUAAAAGCUAAAGUGGAAGUUAUUGCCAAAGGAACUGUCUGUAAGACAAAAAACAAAACAUGUUGGAAUUACUUAAUUGAAAUUUAUCUUUCACCUGAAACAACCUAGUGUCUGAGAAAUUUUGCCUUGCCAAGUAUAACUUGUAUAUCUUGAUUCUGUGGUAGAUUUCAAGUUCAAUGUUAUUUAAUUACAUUUGGUUUUCUGUAAACCGUGUCACUUAUAAGCACAGUAAUAAAAGAUUUGUCAUGUGUUUGAAGAA